AGAUGAUAAUUGAAUGUGAUUGACCUACUGCAGGAUCGCUAUGUUAUUUAUGGAAAAAUCAGCGGAUGUUCAGCUGUAAUUUGUAGAUAUUUAGGUCGUUUUGGCUGAAUUAGGUCAAAUGGAUGAAGCAUCCCCAACUUCUAUGGCUACAGUUAAUAAAGCUGCAGCUUCCUCCUCCACUUUCCAGUCAGCGAAAACCCAGAUUGAAGUGAUACCAUGCAAAAUAUGUGGAGACAAGUCAUCAGGGGUUCACUAUGGGGUGAUUACAUGCGAGGGCUGCAAAGGGUUCUUCAGAAGAAGUCAGUCAGGGCCAGUCAACUACCAAUGUCCCAGGAAUAAACAGUGUGUCAUUGAUCGUGUGAACAGAAAUCGCUGCCAAUACUGUAGACUUCAGAAAUGCAUAGCUCUUGGAAUGUCAAGGGACGCGGUGAAGUUUGGAAGGAUGUCAAAGAAGCAGCGUGAGAAGGUUGAGGGAGAAGCUCAGUUGAUCAAGCAAGGCGUGUCUCCAGGAGUUAACGGGUAUGCUGAUGCGGAUAUUGGUGUGCAUUCACCUAAUAACAACUCUUAUUUCACAUAUUCAGGAAGUGAUAAUUACAUGUACCAGUCACCAAACGGUUACCAUGGUUACGGUGAUUCAUCUCUCAGUCCUACAGGGAGCAGUGGUGGAGUCUACAGCCCAACUGCAUCACCGACCACACCUCAGUCAGUCACCGUAGUUCGGACGGUUGAUCUACUAGACACAGUGGCGUUUGGAAAGGCAAUUCAUGAAGCUCAUCAACGUACAUGUUUAUACACUGCAGAUACUAUAGCUCAGCUAAAAUCCAAUACGAUAACAACAGAAACUAUAACAAAUUAUCAAAAUAUGACACAUCGAGUAUUAUGGACCGAAGUGGCGGAAAAACUUACAUUAGCUGUGCAGCAGAUUAUAGAAUUUGCCAAAAUGGUUCCCGGUUUUAUGGAUUUAUCUCAGGACGACCAAAUAAUGCUACUAAAAGCAGGUAGUUUUGAACUAGCGCUGUUACGGUGUACACAGGUGUAUGAUGCAGCCACAGAUAGUGUUGUAUUUGGUGACCAGUUUGUUCCUUUACAAGCUUUUACAGCAUUUAAUGAAGAAGAAAGACUUUUACAGAACCAAAUAUUUGAUUUGGUGAAAACAAUUCAGGCCAUAAACCUUACAGAGGCAGAAUUAGCCUUGUUUAGUGCAACACUAUUAGUUAGGCCAGAUCGUCCAGGGUUAAAGGAUAUUACAGACAUUCAGAAACUGUACGAGAAGAUUUCCUCCGCAUUGAAAAUGGAGCUCGGAAAAAAUAAUCGCGAGGACGAUAACAUGAUUACAAAGCUGAACCAAAUUACGUGGAUAGUACGGAACUUAAACACGCAGCAUAUAACUGUGCUAAAUAAAUUCAAACAGAGUCAGCCGGACGUAGAAUUUCCAGCCCUUCAUAAGGAACUGUUUAGUGUAGAAGGCCUUGAAAAUUCAUGAGAAAAAAUGGCGCAGGAAUAAUUCGUUGUUUUUUUUCUUUCUUCAUUAAUUUGGAGGGUAAAAGGAUUUAGUCGAAGCCGUCAUUAAAAUUGUUGAAAAGCAUGCUUUUUCAAUGCUUACAGCUCAUUUCCAAUGAAAUGGUUGGUUGUUUUUUGUUUUUUUUUAUUCUUUGUUGUUUUUAAUUUUUUUUAAUCAAAGGGAGACAACUUACAUAAUUCUAAAGGUUGUAAUGA
Molecule: messenger RNA, 1716 nt
Organism: Ruditapes philippinarum (Manila clam)
Lineage: Eukaryota; Metazoa; Mollusca; Bivalvia; Venerida; Veneridae
Product: probable nuclear hormone receptor HR3
Exons: 10
Coding region: 119-1483 (454 amino acids)
Biological process (GO): regulation of transcription by RNA polymerase II
Cellular component (GO): nucleus
Molecular function (GO): zinc ion binding; RNA polymerase II cis-regulatory region sequence-specific DNA binding; nuclear receptor activity
Source: RefSeq, a predicted model, not a curated record